This is a messenger RNA of Dreissena polymorpha, 2475 nucleotides long. RefSeq names its product acetylcholinesterase-like. The record is from RefSeq and is a predicted model, not a curated record. Gene Ontology annotation, cellular component: synapse; cell surface. Bases 70 to 1890 code for a protein of 606 amino acids. The transcript is spliced from 2 exons. Gene Ontology annotation, biological process: neuron cell-cell adhesion; modulation of chemical synaptic transmission; chemical synaptic transmission. Lineage: Eukaryota; Metazoa; Mollusca; Bivalvia; Myida; Dreissenidae. Gene Ontology annotation, molecular function: signaling receptor activity; neurexin family protein binding.
ACUGCGAUGUUGGCAUCUUGUAAUCGAUAGGAAAAUAAAUGUGAAUAAAAGGACAUUUCGUGUGUUUAAAUGACAAUAAAAAUGGAGUUUAUGAAAAUGACGCGUUUCGUUUGCUGUUCUGUAUUACUUUUAUUGUUGGCGAUACCAGUUAUACAAUCGCAGGACAGCGCGGAACAAGUGUCCGUCGAGACGCCAUUGGGUAUUUUUAAUGGACUUUCCGAUAUAAUAACUUUAAAUAAAUCUCGCAAAUUUUACACUGCAUUCAAGGGAGUACCAUAUGCAAAGCCACCCGUGAAUGACCUGAGGUUUCGCCGACCCUUACCAAUGGAGUUUAAGAACGACCAUAUUCACAAUGCGACAUUUCACCGUCUCCAGUGCGUACAACCGCCUGGCGCAUUGAGGAAUAUAACGUUGGAACAAAGCGAGGAUUGCUUGUAUUUAAAUAUUUAUUGCCCGGGACGAGGUGUCAACGCGAGCGGCAUUUACCCGGUAAUGAUUUACAUUCACGGAGGAAGCUUCAGCGUCGGAGGGGCUAAUAUUUUUUCGGGUGAUGUCCUUUGUGCGUUCAACGACGUGAUUUUGGUCACUCUAAACUACCGUCUUGAUGUUCUUGGAUUUUUAUCUUCCGGUCAGACCGGUGAAGGAAACUACGGCCUAUGGGACAUGCACCUUGCUAUCAAAUGGGUCAACCAAUAUAUAGGAUACUUUGGUGGCGAUAAAACUAGAGUCACUUUGUUUGGAAAUUCUGCAGGAGGAGCAGCCGUCCACUACCAGGCUAUGUUUCUCGGUAAUAGGGGACUUAUUCACAGAGUAAUUGCCCAGAGCGGUGUAGCAACAGCGGGUUGGUCUGUACAGAAUGCGCCAUCAAAGCAAUUUGACGAAGUCGUGAACAACACGGGAUGCAAUUUGGGUAAGGAUUACAGUGUUAUCAUGGAAUGUCUCCGCAAGGUAAACAGUGCUUAUCUCACAAUGCAAGGUUGGCGGUUUGCCCCUUCUAUCGACAAUGAAUUUAUUUUUGAACAUCCAAAAUUGAUGUCACAUGGUUUGUCUCAGACAAUUUCUGAUCAGCUCGAUUUCUUUUCUGAAAUCGACUUCAUGAGUGGGAUUACUAGCCAAGAUGGAUUUUACGACAUUAUGGAACCUGAAUACCUAGACAAAAUUGAUUUAAAAGAUAAAAUUGUAGCUUACGUCGAUCCAACUCAUGAAAAAAAAGUGUCAGAAUAUCGUUUAGACGAGUUAGUCCAUCAGUAUACAAAUGUACCUAAACACACAUCAACAGAAUGGGAUACUACUGAAGUGGCUAGGUACGCUUAUUUAGAAUUUCGCACCGACAUUAUUUUUGCGAUACCAACGAUAUUAGCAUGUGACAAACAUAGCGAGCUUGCAAAACGGAGAAUGGAGAAAGCUGGCAAAACUUAUUUCUAUUUCUACGACCAACAGCCUUCUUUUGCGCGUCAAGUCAAAUGGAUUCCAGGCGUGCCGCAUACAUACGAGUUACCCGUCCUGUAUGGAUUUACAGAGGACCUCAAUGUCAAAUACACGAGCCCUUAUUUUGAAGAAUAUCCGCGUUAUCCGACGCCCGAAGAUAUUGAGAUGUCGAAAAUAUUGAUGCAAUUGUGGACCAACUUUGCGAAAUAUGGGAGUCCUAACAACAGGAACGCUUCCAAUGAGCUCACUGUCCCCUCAUGGCCGCAAUACCAAACAGACACUGGCUAUUAUCUAGAGCUGAAACUGAACUUAACGGACACUUCCAUAAAGCAGCAUUACAAAUCAGAACGAUUGGCGCUUUUGAGCAGUCUUCAACAUCGAGUUACUAACAGCGGACAGUUCACAGUGAAACCUGCUGUUGGUGUUGCAUGGACAAUGCUGAUGAUGCUACACAUGCAAUAAGUUACUAACAGCGGACAGUUCACAGUGAAACCUGUUGUUGGUGUUGUAUGGACAAUGCUGAUGAUGCUACACAUGAAAUGAGUUAGACGGUACUUGACAUUGGGUUACUAACAGCGGACAGUUCACAGUGAAACCUGUUGUUGGUGUUGUAUGGACAAUACUGAUGCUGCUACACAUGCAAUGAGUUACUAGCAGCGGACAGUUCACAGUGAAACCUGUUGUUGAUGUUGCAUGGACAAUGCUGAUGCUGCUACACAUGCCAUGAGUUACUUACAUUGGACAGUUCACAGCGAAACCUGUUGUUGGAGUUGUAUGGACCAUGCUGAUGAUGCUACACAUGAAAUGAGUAACUUAACAUAUAAGAAGUAGAAACAUAGGGUGGUUUUAUAGUAUGUAAAAUGUAGCCUGCCUUUGAUUCUUUUCUAAGUAUAAUGCAUUCAAAUGGUGUCAUAUUGUAUUACCUGCUUGUUGCAAACACAUACUAUUCCGAUAUAAAUAUAACAUACCAUAAAAACACAAUACGCAAUGGCAAUGAGUUUUGUUGCGAGUACGAACAAUUGUAAAUUCUGCAUAGAUGUUUAUGUG